Messenger RNA from Elephantulus edwardii (Cape elephant shrew), 2262 nucleotides. It is a transcript of the gene UBASH3B, whose product is annotated as ubiquitin associated and SH3 domain containing B. The record is from RefSeq and is a predicted model, not a curated record. Lineage: Eukaryota; Metazoa; Chordata; Mammalia; Macroscelidea; Macroscelididae. The transcript has 14 exons. Bases 311 to 2257 code for a protein of 648 amino acids. Gene Ontology annotation, molecular function: protein tyrosine phosphatase activity; protein binding. Gene Ontology annotation, cellular component: cytoplasm. Gene Ontology annotation, biological process: negative regulation of protein kinase activity; negative regulation of signal transduction; regulation of osteoclast differentiation.
AUUGCAAAUUCCCGGACUGCUCCGAGCUGAAGGAAGGGGGCGGAGGAGCAGGGGUUACGGCCAGCGGCGCCCGGGGCUCAGGGCCAGAGGAGCUGCAGGCGAGUCCCGCAGAAGCCGUCCGGCGGCGGCGGCUCGGGCUUGGGUGGCCUCACCAGGAAGCGGCAGCGUCUCGACAUCGGGGAAGCCGGCAGCCGCCGCGGCCGCCCCACCGCCUCCAGCCUCCUGCCUGGCUCUCGAUUCCGGAGCCUUCCCCCUGCUCCCUUCUCAAGCCCCGGCCCGGCGCCUCCCGGCGAUGGCUGGCCGCUGAGCCAUGGCUCAGUACGGCGCCCCCAGCGCCCUCGGCAUGGCCGCGCGAGAGGAACUGUACAGCAAAGUCACCCCCCGGCGGCACCGCCAGCAGCGCCCCGGCACCAUCAAGCAUGGAUCGGCGCUGGACGUGCUCCUCUCCAUGGGCUUCCCCAGAGCUCGCGCACAAAAAGCCCUGGCUUCCACGGGAGGAAGAAGUGUUCAGGCAGCAUGUGACUGGUUAUUCUCCCAUGUCGGUGACCCCUUCCUGGAUGACCCUCUGCCCCGGGAAUAUGUCCUCUACCUCCGCCCCACAGGCCCCCUAGCACAGAAGCUUUCGGACUUCUGGCAGCAGUCGAAGCAGAUCUGCGGGAAGAACAAGGCGCACAACAUCUUCCCGCACAUCACCCUCUGCCAGUUCUUCAUGUGUGAGGACAGCAAGGUGGAGGCCUUGGGGGAGGCCCUGCAGACCACUGUCAGUCGCUGGAAAUGCAAGUUCUCAGCCCCACUGCCCCUGGAGCUCUACACCUCCUCCAACUUCAUCGGCCUCUUUGUGAAGGAAGACAGUGCUGAAGUUCUCAAGAAGUUUGCUGCCGACUUUGCGGCAGAAGCUGCAUCUAAAACUGAAGUACAUGUGGAACCUCAUAAGAAGCAGUUGCAUGUGACCCUGGCUUAUCACUUCCAAGCUAGCCACCUACCCACCCUGGAGAAACUAGCCCAGAACAUCGAUGUCAAGCUUGGAUGCGACUGGGUGGCUACCAUAUUCUCCCGGGAUAUCAGAUUUGCUAACCAUGAGACGUUACAGGUGAUCUACCCCUACACACCCCAGAAUGAUGACGAGCUGGAGCUGGUCCCUGGGGAUUUCAUCUUCAUGUCACCCAUGGAGCAGACCAGCACCAGUGAGGGCUGGAUCUACGGCACUUCCCUGACCACUGGCUGCUCCGGGCUUCUGCCUGAGAAUUACAUCACCAAGGCUGACGAAUGCAGCACCUGGAUAUUUCACGGUUCUUACUCGAUCUUAAACACGUCUUCCAACUCCCUACCCUUUGGGGAUGGGAUCCUGGAGAGGCGCCAGUAUGAGGACCAGGGACUUGGAGACACAACACCCCUCACCAUCAUCUGCCAGCCCAUGCAGCCUCUGAGAGUCAACAGCCAGCCUGGUCCUCAGAAGCGGUGUCUGUUUGUGUGUCGGCAUGGAGAGAGAAUGGAUGUUGUAUUUGGGAAGUACUGGCUGUCCCAGUGCUUUGAUGCCAAAGGCCGCUACAUACGCACCAACCUGAACAUGCCUCACAGCUUACCUCAGCGGAGCGGUGGCUUCCGGGAGUAUGAGAAAGAUGCCCCAAUCACUGUGUUUGGAUGUAUGCAAGCAAGGCUUGUGGGUGAGGCGCUAUUAGAGAGUAACACCAUUAUUGACCACGUCUAUUGCUCCCCAUCCCUGCGCUGCGUUCAGACAGCUCACAACAUUCUGAAAGGUUUACAACAAGAAAAUCACUUGAAGAUUCGUGUUGAGCCUGGAUUAUUUGAGUGGACAAAAUGGGUUGCUGGGACCACCUUGCCUACAUGGAUACCUCCAUCAGAGUUAGCUGCAGCCAACCUGAGUGUUGAUACAACCUACAGACCUCACAUUCCAGUCAGCAAAUUAGUGGUUUCUGAAUCCUAUGAUACUUACAUCAGCCGAAGUUUCCAAGUAACGAAAGAAAUAAUAAGUGAAUGUAAAAGUAAAGGAAAUAACAUCCUGAUUGUGGCCCACGCAUCUUCCCUUGAAGCGUGUACCUGCCAGCUCCAGGGACUGUCACCUCAGAACUCCAAGGACUUUGUACAAAUGGUCCGGAAGAUACCAUACUUGGGGUUUUGUUCCUGUGAGGAAUUAGGAGAAACUGGGAUAUGGCAGCUAACAGACCCACCCAUCCUUCCUCUUACCCAUGGGCCCACUGGAGGCUUCAACUGGAGAGAGACCUUGUUGCAAGAAUAAGCGAC